ACUCUCUCCCCCUCCCUCCAUCUGGAUCACUCCAUCUGUGGUCCGGAGCUCAGUGGCGGCGUAUCUCUCUGUCGUAAGGGGCAGCUUCAUUCUCUCCUGCAGGAUGUCGGGCCCUCGCACCAGCUCGGUACUUCUCCUCUUCUGCAUGGCUUUCCUCCAGAGUCCGCUGCUGGAGGCCAAGCCUCUCUCUGCCAUGCAUGGGGGCGGAGUUGCGCGCCUCCGUCGUGACCUGCGUGAUGCGCUGCCUUACGAGGCUCAGAUGAUGUCUUACCCACCUGCUGGCUUCAAUGGGCGGGGCAACGAUCUGUACUACCAGCCAGAGGCUCUGCGAGCACAGGGGCUGGGCCACGCCCUCCAUCGCCUGGAGAACGAUCAGAGGCAGGAGCAGGAGGCAGCCUACCUGGCAGGUUUACUGCGCCUCCUGAGCGAGGCAGAGAAUAACGCCCAAGCAAGACCAGAGGAAGAUGAAGAGCAGGUGGAAGGUGAUUUCCAGGAAUCGUACCCUCCAGACUAUGACGAGACAGAGCAGACAGUGAACAUGGCCAAACCCCAAGCACUGCUGGACCCCCAGCUCACCGAGGCUCUACUCAACCGCUACAGACAGGAGAGGAUGCUUCAGGCAGACCAGGACCAAGACCAGGAGAUGCUCCGGAUGCUGUUGGAGAAGGUCCUCUCGAGCCUGGUCUCCCAGAAUCAGCUGAACCCAUCCAACCGCCGAGGCAAAUGGGAAGUGGCAGCAGCAGCCAGCAUCGGACGUGACAGAGCGACGCCUCUGAGACGAGCUAGGCGCUCUCUAGACGCCGCCCCUGCCGCCUCCCCCGAUGCCGAAGCCUCUCUCCUGCGGGUCAAGCGAGUGGGCGAUGAAGACCAUGAUGAUUUUGCUGGUCAGAACACCCGGUCUCCUCAUGCUGGCCUGCAGAGGAUGAAGCGCAUCGACACUGAUCUGCCUCCACCCUCAAAGCACAGCCGCAAGCGCCGCUCGGUGACCUACGACCCCGAGCUCAUCGCUCAGCACAUCAUCCAGUACCUGAGAAAGUGAGAGAGAGAGAGAGAGAGAGAGAGAGAGAGAGGGAGGAAGACAGAAAGAUUGCAACAGUUCACAAGCUGACAGAUAUAUGCGAGAACUCACUGUAAACUGCUUCUGUCUGGCAAACCAAUGUAUCUGCUUCAGCGCUAUAAUAAAAUCGUAAACAUGUUCAAUUAUCUGUUCCACAUGCUAAUGCAAAUGAGCAAAUCUCAUUUUUAUUCACGGGUUUGCAGUAGAUGCAGAUGGUAACCUGUCAGUCCUGGAAGUUCAGAUGUUAUUGUAUUGACGCGUCACUUGAGUUCUACUUGAGACUGAGACCAAAUGAUGCUCUUCUUAAGUUCUUUUAAUCAGUGAAUGGUAAAAAUCCUUUAGCUUAAAACCUUUCUACAGUUAAGAAAAUGCAAAAUAUUUAUCCACCAAAGAUGUAGCCAUCACCAAGUAGCCAUCAUAAACACAGUGGUCAUCUUAUACUUUGACCUGUUUUAUCAACAUCACCAGCGCCUGUACUGGGAAUGAAUUAUUGUGACACUUCUAGCCUAAGUGGACCUAUUUUCAAGAAACCCUUUCAAUAUAUGACAUCAUCAAAAUAGAUCAUUCAUGGUUACUCUAAAAUGCUAUACAGCCCAAAGCCUUUCCAAAUUGCAAAUGAGUAAUGAAUCAUUAAUGGCCCACUUUAUUUGCCCACAUAAUCCUUGAGGAAUGACAACAACGAAUUUAGCCCAAUUUAGUUGCCAGAACACAGCCGUAACAGCCUUUGAUGAGUGACCAUGCUUAAAGCUGGGUCCAAAAUGUAAUUUAUUUCUCCCAUUGGUUCUUUUCCUAAUGCUGUUUUGGUUACUUAUUAUUGAACAAUAGAUUUUCCAGUAAAAGAACUUGCCUUUAUGUUCUUAAACCCUGAUCAUAUUUGGCCUGGAUUAUAGCAAAGCCCCCAAAUUAGCUCUAGGGUCCAUUCUGAUUAACCCCCUAACAUGCAGGCUCCCAUCUGGUCCUGAUCCUGGUAUACACAGCCAUUAUCCAGCAAAUAUCAUUGUUAUGCUUCCUCUCAACUCACCUGAUUCAUCUAAUCAGCUCAGAAGUUAAGAUGUUGGACUACUGUUCAGAAUUUUGUGAGUUCAAGUCCCAGGACUGCCAAUGUUAAGAUCCUGAGCAAGUACUCCAACCCUCAAUUGCUCAGCUGUAUCAGUCCCUAUGGAUAAGGACGUCUGUCAAAUGCCUUACAUGUAAAUGUAAAUCUUCCCAGUCAUUCCUGAGAGGGACAGUGAGAAGGUUCGUCAGGACCAGGAUUGUGAACUUGUGUCCUAAGUAGAUACUAUUUGGUGGUUUGAUUUCUUGGUUUUCUUCACAGCAAUAUUUCAAUCAAUUUAUGAAACACCAAAAUGUAGAACUUUUGUGUCCCAUAGCGUUCUAUCCACCUUUUAUGAGGCAGCAGUGGAUUAGGGGUAAAGGUUGUGUGUUUAAAUCCGAGAAUCUGAUACUGUUGGACCCUUGGACCAGGCACUUAACCCUUCAUUUGCUGAGUUGCGGCUCACUUUAAGGUCGAUUUUGACUAAAAGAAAAGCAUCUACAUAUCUAAAAGGUAUCAAAUGGCAUUGCUGCAAUGUUCUUGGGUCUUGAGACACUUGAUUGUGAAACUUUGAUUUAACUUGAAAGCAGGAUGUCUCACAGGUCUAUCAGAAAACUGAGGAGGAUCAUUCCAGUUGCAAAACAUUUAGUCAGGGUUCAGGGUCAGACACAGAACUUCAGGGGUUGAGAGGGUUACUCUGCUCAAGGGCCCAACAGUGGCAGUUUAAUGGUAUCAGGGAUUGAACUCACAACCUUAUUGAUCAGCAUCCCAGAGCAUGAAGCAGUGAGCCACUACUUCCUCAGAAUAACAUGCAUUACGAAGGGCAGGAUCCAAUCACCAUUUGAAUUAGAAAUUGUAUGGAAUAUAUUAAACUGUUCAGCACUGGGGUUCUGAAAACACUGAUUUGCUGUUUCCUUUACCAAGACCUGUAAUGAGAACUUGAUCCAAUUUGCCCAGUCUGCACCAAAGAUAACAUCAUCCAGUGGCUUAUCAGCUUUAGAUAGUAAGAGCCGGAUUGAAAGAAAAAAACGAGUGAAGAUUUUUUUGUGUUGAUUUUUUAACGUAUAGGACCGUUAACUGGUGUUAUCUCUAUAUCACUGAGAGGAAGCAAACACUAAGACAGACACUGUUUUCACUGCAAACUCUUUAUUGAUGAAACUGUGAGAUAUUUCAAUGUAGUAGAGGAAGAUCGUGAUUUAGUAAUGACCAUAGCAAUGAAUGUUCACAGUUUCGGUAGCUUUAUAGAGUCCAGACACAAGCUUAGGCAUGUGGGUCACUGAGAAUGUUGGUCCAUUACAUUAUUAUUAUUUAAAUAUAUUAGAUUUCACCCAACUCAAUUUAUCAGUCAGUGUGCCAGACCUUUUUCUGCUAAGACAUCAGACACUGGCAGUGAGUUAACUCUUUGGGUCCGGCUGGAGAGAUAACUAUAAUUAGGCGUUAACUAAGCACUGUGUCGUGUUCUGCUCUCUCUCGUGUUUGGACAGCGUUUGACCUGAGUGUAUUACUGAAACCUACUCUGACCGUCCUCGCUGUGGAAGAGUCAAUCGAUGUUGUUCUGCUUCCCUCCGCUUCGCCAAGUGGCUUUAGUACAUUAAUGUGCCAACAAAGCUACGACGCUGGCUGUGUUUUCACACGUCACCUCUCCUUUGGAGUCCCCUCUCCGAUUCCUCUGAUAUGAGAAUAUGUGCAAGAAACUGUGUUUUAAAACCAUAACGAUAGUUAUGCUUUUUCUUUUCCCUGUCUGUGUGGUUAUGAAAUCUUAAUCUUAUCAAUCUUAUGCAUCGGUGAGUUUGCAGGUGGGAUUGUAAACUAAUGAGGAAUGAGAAAAAUGAGGAAAAAUAUCGAGUUAUAAUAAAAAUAAAUUUGGAUGUUAA
This is a messenger RNA of Hemibagrus wyckioides, 3964 nucleotides long. RefSeq names its product proprotein convertase subtilisin/kexin type 1 inhibitor, like (gene pcsk1nl). Bases 104 to 1039 code for a protein of 311 amino acids. Gene Ontology annotation, biological process: negative regulation of endopeptidase activity. The transcript is spliced from 3 exons. The record is from RefSeq and is a predicted model, not a curated record. Gene Ontology annotation, molecular function: endopeptidase inhibitor activity. NCBI's taxonomy places the organism in Eukaryota, Metazoa, Chordata, Actinopteri, Siluriformes, Bagridae.